AUGACUCCAACAGCGGCUCCCCUUUAUCCGGAAGCGACACUCGUUCCGGUUCUCUCUUUCGUCUCCAUGAUUCUCAGUAUCAUCCCACUGGUAAUGCAUUGGAAAAACAGAAACUUUCCUGCAAGCAGCCUUAUUUGUUGGUACCUGGUGCUCAACCUCUUUAACAUAGUGAACGCUCUGAUCUGGCCGACGGACGACGUGGACUCCUGGUGGGAUGGCAAUGGACUCUGUGAUAUUGAGGCCAAGGUCAUGAUUGGCAGUUACAUAGCUAUCCCAGGGACUUUGGUCUGUAUUUUUCGCAGCCUGGCCCACGUCCUAGACACUAGCCGUGCGAAUCUCGUUCCAACCAAAUCACAACGUUGGUGGAAUCGAGGGAUGGUCCUCUUGUUCUGCGUGAUCGCCCCGAUGAUAGCCAUGCUCACGCACUACAUCUAUCAGGGAGGGAGAUACUUUCUGUUUGCUAUUGCUGGUUGCCUCAAUAGCUACGACCAAAGCUGGGUGACCCUUGCGCUAGCAUGGAUCUGGCCGCUUAUCAUUUGCUUGAUUGCCGCAUACUAUUGUGUUAUCGUACUGCAUCGCCUUGCCAAAUACCGAAGCCAAUUCGGAGACAUACUUCAGUCGGCCAAUAGUAACUUGACCAAAUCGAGGUUUAUGCGGCUGUUCCUCCUUGCCUUCGUCAUGCUGUGGGCCAUCCUUCCCGUUCAAGCCUAUGUUAUCUCUUCAAACAUAAUUCUUACACAGCCGUGGCACCCAUACUCGUGGAGUACUCUUCACUCGCCCAACUGGAACCAGGUCAUCAAAGUUCCUACGGGGGGACAUGUUUUCUACGACCGCUGGAUCCCAGUUGCUUCGGGGUUUGUGUUCUGUAUCUUCUUUGGGAGUGGUAGGGAUGCUUCGAAAAUGUAUUGCAAGAUCUUGGGAUUCCUGGGCUUCGGCUACUUCUUUGCUUCUCUCCAAUCAUCGACAGCAAACGGCUCCCAUGCGACAGGGUCCACGGGUAGCCGAGCAAAGUUACUAUUCCAUAAAACAUGGAUGACCACAACACGGACACACGUUAACAGCUCUGUUGACGCUGCUCGGUCUACUCGUGACUACCGUGAUAUUGAAAAGGGCGCGACGUCUCGAGCUACGCAAUCGAGGUGGGCAUCGUGGUACAGACGGCCCUGGUUUUUGCAAAGCAGAAGUCACUCUUCCAGCCCGGAAGGAAUGGUCUCCUUGCACCAUAUGCCUGAGCCGACAAACACAGUUUCCACCAAUGCCUGGGCUGGGGUGAGUCAGAGUCGUGGAAGUAGUGACAUUGGAACCACGCCGCUUGCGGGGGAUCAUAUUCGGGUGAAGCAAGUGAUCAGUCAGGCGAGUGAGGUGCACGCCUAA
Molecule: messenger RNA, 1374 nt
Organism: Aspergillus ibericus CBS 121593
Lineage: Eukaryota; Fungi; Ascomycota; Eurotiomycetes; Eurotiales; Aspergillaceae
Product: pheromone receptor
Exons: 3
Coding region: 1-1374 (457 amino acids)
Biological process (GO): G protein-coupled receptor signaling pathway
Cellular component (GO): membrane
Molecular function (GO): mating-type factor pheromone receptor activity
Source: RefSeq, a predicted model, not a curated record